Volvox carteri f. nagariensis is the source of this 2130-nucleotide messenger RNA. RefSeq lists its product as uncharacterized. Gene Ontology annotation, cellular component: cytoplasm; nucleus. Bases 1 to 2130 code for a protein of 709 amino acids. The record is from RefSeq and is a predicted model, not a curated record. Gene Ontology annotation, biological process: tRNA pseudouridine synthesis; mRNA pseudouridine synthesis. Gene Ontology annotation, molecular function: pseudouridine synthase activity; RNA binding. NCBI's taxonomy places the organism in Eukaryota, Viridiplantae, Chlorophyta, Chlorophyceae, Chlamydomonadales, Volvocaceae. The transcript has 10 exons.
AUGCAGAGGGUUGCUUUCGUAUGUGGAUAUGACGGCGCAGGUUACUUCGGGCUUCAACGGCAGCCUGACAACACUGGCAGGCCCACCGUGGAACAAGAGCUCGAGAGGGCGCUGGUGGCGGCGGGGGCACUGCAGGCGCGGCAUGCAGGAGCGCUCCAUAAGGUGAACUGGAGUCGUACAUCCCGUACAGACAAAGGCGUGAGUGCGGCUGCUAAUGUGGUAUCUCUGGACAUACCCUCUGGCGCGGCCGCCGCCGCGGCGGCCGCCAACGCAGCGGGCGGUCGCGGUAACAGCGGUGGCGGCGGUGGCGGCGCCGCCGCUGACCUGACGCCGCUGGUCAACUUGGUAAAUGCCGCCCUGCCAUCCGCGGUGAAAGUUUGGACGGCGACGCGGCCCGGCCCCAACUUUGAGGCUCGGCGGGCUGCCUACGGGCGCAGAUACGAGUACCUGGUGCCCGUGUGGGCCCUGGACCCGUCACUGACGCCCCUGGAGCUCAAGCGGCUGAACCUGAUCCUCGAGGUGUUCGUGGGCUCUCACUGCUUCCACAACUUCACCAGCGAGCCCGCGGACGACCCCCGGGAGCUCCGCCGUACAAUACACCGAGCGUACGCUGAGGGCCCCGUCUACCUUACAACCGCUGCAACCGCUGCAACCGCUGCAACUACCACAACCAUGGCCACCAUCUCUCCCACUUGCGGGAGGAAUUCGCCCACCCAGCCGCAGCCGCAGCCCCAACCCCAGCCCACAUCAACACCUGGUCCUGAGCCCCAGUCGCCGCCGCAGCCGCCGCUCCAGGUCUCGGAGCACCUCAUCCCGUCCGGGGCUCAGGCGCUGGCCCCACCGCCAGUGGCACUGACUGGCGGCACAUCACCCUGCCGUACAGAGCAAAUGAACAGACAGCGUAAACAGGAGCAGCAGCAGCAGCAGCGACCCGAGCAACAGCACGGGCAGCUGACUCCUGAAUCCGGAGACCGCCGUACCGUCCCGCCUGCAUCCUUGGACGCCGCCACCAGCACCAGCACCAUCAACACCAACACCAACACCACCGCCAGCGUACUCCCGCCGCCCUCCUCCCCCUCGGAUUCCGCCUCCAGCCCCCCUCCCCCUGCUGGCCCCUGCCACAACCCCGGCGCCGCCGUCCCCGCCGCCGGCGGUGCCGGUACCGGUACCGCUGCUGCUCCGCGGCCGGUCUCCGUAACCCCGACAGCGCCAUCGCCGCCACCGCCGGCGGAUACGGCAGAGCUAACGGAGGUGGCGGCGGAGGCGAAGGCGGCGGCCGGGGAUGAUGUGCCAGUAGCUCCGACUCCCUACGUGCGUAUCGUGUUUGUGGGUUGCGGCUUCUUAAUGCACCAGAUUCGCCGCAUGGUGGGUUUGGCGCUGGCUGUGGCCCGGCGCACCGCCCCCCCCGACUGCAUGCGAACCGCCCUGGACCCCGCUCGGCCCUUCCUCAUAACGGUGCCCACGGCGCCCCCUACCGGCCUCAUCAUGGACCGCGCGUUCUUCGCCGCGGGCCCUCUCGAGAUGUGGAGCUUCCUGUGCGGCCUCACCGAGGCGGCGUACGGCUUCCGCGGCUGGGCCAAGAGGUUGCCCCUGCACGGGCUGCAGGGGCCGCAGGGGCUGAGUCCUGGUGGCAAGGGGGGCAGGGGGGCAGCCCCCACCGGCACAAGAGCGUCCAGCAGCGGCGCAUUGCCGGAUGGGCCGGGGGCGCCGCUGCCAGGGCCAUGUCAGGGCCAGGGGCAGGGACAGGAAAUGAUGGGUGAGGGUGCGGGUGCGGAUGGAGAGGAGGCGGAGGGUGUGGCGGGUGCGCGGGUGGCAGCGGCUCCUCGGGCAGUGGGGGCUUCGACAGGGGGCGAUGGAGCCGGGGCUGGGCCACUGGUGAGCGACAUGCAACACAGCGAUUACUACACACAUCCCAUAGUCCACGUGAGGACGCUUCCACCGGAAGCGACUGCGGAGGCAGCAGCACCCGUAUAUUACAAGCUGGACCAGGGCCCCAUGGAGGUGUUGUACGGCUUUGACGGUCCAUCCGUACAGUACUUCAUGUCUGUGGUGGAUACCCGGUUGUGCUGGCAGGCGGACGCCCCCCGGGAGGCCAACCAGGUGGGUGGCGGUGCCAGGUCAUCUGUCUAA